UGGGUGCACAACCAUUUCCCACUGUUCGUUACCUCUGGUCCAGUGGGAUUGAAGAGGCCCAUCACCGGGCUUCAAUGCCUGGUUCUUGGCUUGGGUCUAGAAGUGCAGGAAGGCAUCCAUCAGCCAGGGUCCAGACAGAGCAGACCCUGCUGACAGUUGGAGGCUGAGCAGGGUCCUCCUGGGCCAGGCUCUCCUUGGGAAUAUGAUGGGUCCUAUGGCAUAUGCCCACAGUGUGGGCUCCUCCACUUCUCCCCAAAGAGGGGCUGGCAUUGCCUCUCCUGAAUGUGACCGUGGGCAUAAGCAUCUAGGGCUGGGGACAGACUGCAGAGGAGGGGGUGUAGAGGGUGUGAAAGGAGGCCAAAGGCAGUAAAAGAAAAGAGACAAGGGGAGGAGGCCCUGGUGAGCAAAGAUGCCCAGAGGGAAAGUACCAAGCCACUUAGCUUUCUUUGCUACAAACCAGCUCACCCGUCAGUCUCACAGAACUGGAAAACAUGGGGGAUUUAAAACACCAGACCCUCCGACACUGAAUGAGACCCUAGAUACCACUUCUCUUGAGGACAUAAUGCCAGACACCAGGUACUUCACAGUCUAGCUGGAGAGUAGGCAUGAAGUAGCUAUUGUGACAAGGUGCAAACUCAAACCCCUGGGGGGGGUCAGCCAGGCAAUAGAGAUUCUCUGAGAUUUCCCAUGCGGACAGUCAUGUUGUCUGUAAGGAGAGAUGCCUUUAUUUCUUCUUUUCCAAUUUGUAUGCCUUUUAUUUCCCUUUCCUUUUUGCACAAGCUAGAACACCACCACCCCCGCCCCUGAAUACAACGUUGAAGAGGUGUGGGUAGGAGCAGACAUCCUUGCCUUGUUCUCAAUAUUAGGGGGAAAUCUUUCAGUCUUUCAUUAUUUAGUAUGUUAGCUGCAGGUUCUUUCUCGAUGCCUUUCAUCAGAUUGAGAAAGUUCCCCUCUAGUCAGAGUUUGCUGAGAAUUUUUACCAGGAAGGGGUGCUGAAUUUUGUUAAAUGCUUUUUCUAUGUCAUCUUCACUCACAUUUCAUUGGCAAAGCCCAUUUUACCUGCCCCAAAGUGGCAGAGUAUCAGCUAGGGGCCAGUGGUGGCAGCUGUGGCACCAGGCCAAGCCCCUGGCACUGCCAGAUUGAGGGCGUCCCAGAGGGCAGUGGGCUUCCCCUCUCUUGGCGAAGACCAUCCAGAACCUUACCAGACUCAGCCAGCUAGUUGGCUUUGCCUGGGAUAGCUUCCUCAUGGUGUCCCUCCCACUCACCACCACCAGGGAAGGGCACAUCCAGGACCAGCCUGCCUCAGAGGAGGAACGGAUUACUGUUCCUCUCCCUUCUGGCCGGAUUCAGGACCCCAUCCCGUCCAUACCCGAGUCCACAGACCUGGCCGCAGUAUGCCCCGUUAUACAAACUGGAAACAAAGAUGCAAGAAAAUUUAAGAAUUUGCAUAGGGUCCCCAAAAGGUGAAGGCAGCCCCAAACCUAGGUACUGGACUUCAGUUCCUUGAUUUUGCUUCCUUUAUCCUGCUGAGCUUGCCCAAAACCCUGGACAGCGCUGGCCACUGGCGCAGGCAGGAGGCUCCAGUGGCUGGGUCAGGUGCCAACGUGAGGGCCCAGGUUGGGCAACCUGGCUCAGCUAAAGGGCAGGCAGGCACCUUCCCCCCGCCUCCCCGCUUUUGGUUCAAAGGGUCAAGCCCCGCCCCGCCAGGCCCCGAGCCCGCUUUGAAGUGCUGAUGCGGCCUGGAAGGGGCCACUUCACACCUCGGGCUCGGGAUAAAGCGGUCGCUGGCCGCCGACCCCAAGAAGCGCCGCCGCUGUCAUGGCCCAGUUCCUGUGUCCGCCGCUCUCUGAGUCCUGGAUCCUCUCUGCGAGCUGGGGCCCAGCUCGGCCGCCUCCGACCUCCGACAGGGACUUCGGCUGCUCCCCCGCCUCGUCCCCGGACUCCUGGGACAGCGCCCCGGCCGGCACACCCGCCGGCCAGAGCCUGACCAAGAUCGAGACGCUGCGCCUGGCCAUCCGCUACAUCGGCCACCUGUCGGCCGUGCUGGGCCUCAGCGAGGAGAGCCUGCAGCGCCGGCGCCGCAACGACUCAGCGCUCCCUCGGGGCUGCGCGCUGUGCCCCGACGGCGGCCCCAAGCAGACGCAGACGUGCGGCCCCGGCCUGGGCUCAGCCGCCAGCGCCGCUGCGUGCUGGGGGUCCCCGCCCGCCUGCCCUGCACCCCUAGAGGCGCCCGAGCCGCGCGACCUGCCUGUGCUCUACCACGAGGCGGCGUGCCCCGAAGGGCAGGCGAUGGAGCCAGACCACGCAUCUCCGCUCUUUCCCGGCGACGGGGACGUGCUGGCACUACUGGAGACCUGGAUGCCCCUGGAGUGGCCACCGGCCUGAACAGUUGCAGUGACGACGGACAACUGGCGCCCUGUUCUGUGAGCACCGACGCCGUUUUGGCCGCCGCGCCUUCGAAGCGGUCCCUCUCCAGGCUCCCUUUCCUGGAAGAGGGCACCGGGGAUACUGGCAUGGGCAUUGUUGAACGUGAGAGUCUGUCCCCAUCCAGGAUGGCCCUCUCCAAUCCCUCCCGCGAUGGAGAGACCCUUAGGGUAGACACUUUGAGGCAGGCAGGAGGCUCUGCCUAGUAUGUAUUUAUUUAUUUGUGAAUAAACUAUGUUCUGGUGUCA
Messenger RNA from Vicugna pacos (alpaca), 2672 nucleotides. Lineage: Eukaryota; Metazoa; Chordata; Mammalia; Artiodactyla; Camelidae. The record is from RefSeq and is a predicted model, not a curated record.